Messenger RNA from Cyprinus carpio (common carp), 3693 nucleotides. Its product is annotated as natural resistance-associated macrophage protein 2-like. The record is from RefSeq and is a predicted model, not a curated record. Gene Ontology annotation, molecular function: iron ion transmembrane transporter activity; cadmium ion transmembrane transporter activity; manganese ion transmembrane transporter activity. The coding region runs from base 633 to 2255 and encodes 540 amino acids. The transcript is spliced from 17 exons. Gene Ontology annotation, cellular component: plasma membrane. Gene Ontology annotation, biological process: metal ion transport. NCBI's taxonomy places the organism in Eukaryota, Metazoa, Chordata, Actinopteri, Cypriniformes, Cyprinidae.
UUCCAGCAGAGUGUCAGAAUCUGUGGUCACUGCAUGUGUUUCAUGACUCAGUGAAGGGACUCAUGUGUCUGUCAUCAGUGCUGGGGUUAUUCAUGAAGAGCUCUGCCGCUGCUGACCAGAGACUGGACACGUCCGGCUUGUUUUCUGUGAUAGAUCGUUCCCGUGACACUGGAGUGUCUGGAGCAGAAGAGACUCAUAUAUACUCCUUGUGGUCUGUAGACAGGACUCAUUCAGGACAUGAAGCUGAGGCGCACACUCACUCCUCCUCCAGUGAAGAGGUGACUCUGAAUCAGGAGAGAAGUCCGCACGGUCAGACAGAGCCACACAGCUCGGUCAGGGUUUGUGAGAGACAGCAGAGAUGUGGAAGUGUUAUUGUGGGUCAUGGACUCAGAUCUUAGCAGGGAGCAGCGGUCUGAAGCUUCUUCUGAACACGCCGCUGUUGGUUUCUCUGGACGAUGUUAUGGAUGGACUGCAGCGUGUGUGAAUGAUUAAGCAGCCGAGGUCAGCAGCAGUGUUUCUCACAAUCCUUCAGCACACAUCAGGUGGAUGAAAGCACACACACUGAAGCGCAGUGCUUUGGAUUACUGAUCUUCUCUGGGGUUUGGCUACUCACAGAGACACUCGCGGGGCUCAUGAAGACUGAACAGGAUGAAGACGCCGCGCAGGAAGAGAGCAGCCCUGUGUCUGCUGACCCCCAGCAGGAGCCCGUCUCCACCUACUUCGAGGAGAAGGUGCCCAUCCCUGAGGAUGACGUAACUAAGCUGUUUAGCUUCCGUAAACUCUGGGCCUUCACUGGACCGGGUUUCCUGAUGAGCAUCGCGUAUCUGGACCCGGGGAACAUAGAGUCGGAUCUUCAGUCUGGGGCUAUCGCUGGUUUCAAGCUGCUGUGGGUUCUGCUGGUGGCCACCAUCAUCGGGCUCCUGCUGCAGCGGCUGGCCGCUCGACUCGGCGUGGUGACCGGGAUGCAUCUGGCCGAGGUCUGCAACCGUCAUUACCCUACGGUGCCGCGGAUCAUCCUGUGGCUGAUGGUGGAGCUGGCCAUCAUCGGCUCUGACAUGCAGGAGGUCAUCGGCUGUGCCAUCGCCUUCAAUCUGCUCUCGGUCGGCAGGAUUCCUCUGUGGGCUGGAGUGCUGAUAACCAUCUUUGACACAUUUGUCUUCCUGUUUUUGGACAAGUACGGUCUGAGGAAGCUGGAGGCGUUCUUUGGGUUCCUCAUCACCAUCAUGGCCCUCAGCUUUGGUUACGAGUAUGUGCGUGUGGCUCCGGACCAGGUGGAGGUGCUGAAGGGCAUGUUUGUGCCGUACUGCAGCGGCUGUGGAGCUGCGCAGCUGGAGCAGGCCGUCGGGAUCGUGGGAGCCGUCAUAAUGCCUCAUAACAUCUACCUGCACUCUGCUCUCGUGAAGUCACGAGACAUAAACCGCGGAAACAAGAAGGAGGUGAAGGAAGCCAACAAGUACUACUUCAUCGAGUCCUCCAUCGCCCUCUUCAUCUCGUUCCUCAUCAACGUGUUUGUGGUGGCCGUCUUUGCAGAGGCCUUUUAUGGCAAGACCAACAUGGAAGUGGGUCAGAAGUGUAAUGAAUCAGGAAGUCCUCACAGUGACCUUUUCCCAGCCAACAACCAGACCCUGGAGGUCGACAUCUACAAAGGGGGUGUGGUUUUGGGCUGUUUUUUUGGCCCGGCUGCGCUGUAUAUUUGGGCCGUUGGGAUCCUCGCCGCUGGACAGAGCUCAACCAUGACCGGAACCUACUCGGGUCAGUUUGUGAUGGAGGGCUUCCUGAACCUGCGCUGGUCGCGCUUCGCUCGCGUGCUGUUGACGCGCUCCAUCGCCAUCCUCCCCACGCUCCUGGUGGCCGUCUUUGAGGACGUGCAGCAUCUCACCGGCAUGAACGACUUCCUGAACGUGCUGCAGAGCAUGCAGCUGCCGUUCGCUCUGAUCCCCAUCCUGACCUUCACCAGCCUGACCUCACUGAUGAACGACUUCGCCAACGGACUCAUGUGGAAGAUCAGCGGGGGUCUGCUCAUCCUGGGGGUGUGCGCCAUCAACAUCUACUUUGUGGUGGUGUAUGUGUUUGCACUCAACAACACCAUCCUCUACGUCUUCUCCGCCAUCCUCUCCUUCGCCUAUCUCAGCUUCAUCCUCUACCUGAUGUGGCACUGUCUGAUCGCUCUCGGCGUCUCUUGUCUGGAUUUCAGAGGUUCGGUUCGGUAUCCGCCCGCCGUUCUUGUGGAUGAACAGCCAGAGCUUGAUUCCUGAGCCAAACAUCAGAUCAUGUCCAAAGUAUGAACUACGCUCAUUUGUUCUUCUAAUGUGAGCAACGUCCUUACUGUAACAAACAGCACAAUCCAAAUAUUUGACUUUAUCUUUGCUUCCUGAUCCAUGGCUCCUUGCUUUGCCAUGUUUUAUAGAUGUACUAUUCUUCGUCUAGUUGAGUUCAUGUAAGUGUAGAUCUACUGUGCUCCUCAAAUAACCUGUUUACUAUCAACAGCUGCAAAAAUACGGGAUGAAAUCAUUCGUUGCAGAAAGUACACAGGUCUGUGUACAAUCGUUUUAACAGUUCAAAUUAAACCGUUUAUGAAUCACUAACUUACUAAUGACUAUAGCAAGAACGACUUUGCUGGUAAACAGCACACAAGAUGAUCUGAAGUUAUUUAAAGCUUCUCAGAGUUUUGUUUUUGUUAGCAUGAAUAAACCGAUAAAGUGUUUUUAUGACCUGUAGGAAUAUUAGCCCGCCUUCUGCACCCUUAAACACGUGUUUUAAUACCUGAGCGAAAGAAAAUCAGUAUUCAUAUUCCUGAAGGAAUUGUACAACCAGCAUUGAAAUAAGGACGCACAUGAGACGCCUGAGAGUUUGUGCACACCAGCAUAUGUUUAUCAUACCUCACACGACUGACACGCCAAAAACUGAACAUAAUGUCAUCUACACACCUGUAUGAGUUUCUUCUGUUGAACACGAAGGUAAAUGUUUUUGAAGAACAUCGAUAACCGAACAGAUGACGGUACCCAUUGACUUCCAUAGUGUGGAAGAAAGUACAGUGGAAGUCAAUGGGGUUUCUUUAAAUCUCUUCUUUUGUGUUCAAACAAAGAAAGAAAGGUUUGGAACGGCUUGGGUGAGUAAAUGAUGACAGAGUUUUCUAUCCCUUUAUCCAUUUUGUUUUCUAUUUCUCCCCAUUUCAAAGAUGCUGUUAUUCUUGGCUGUCCAUUUGGUUUAGGUGCAUCACUACUUUAAACUUCUGUUUGAUCAACAGAUUUGACAGUACUAGCAAGAGUUUAUCAACUAAAUAAAAAGCAAUACAGUUCUUGCAGCUUUUUUUUUUUUUUAAGAAGGAAGCAACAAAAGUGCCUUUAAUUUUUGAUUGUUUUGUCAUGUUCUUAAUUCUCACGUAUCUUUAUUAGAUGUGACUGUCCUUGAUGGUUAAAAGUUUCCCUCAAUGUCUUGAUUUAUGACUUUGAUUCACUGUUUCUGCAUUUGUCUGGUAAUAACAGAUGUAAGUUAUUUUGGUGUAUGAGACAGAUACUUGAGUUCUGCUGUAUGUUUUAAACACAUUCCAUGCUGUCAAACACAAGGAAUAAUUAAUAUAAAUAUAUUUAUGUUUUAAGAUAUGAACAAUAUAUGUUUGUAGCUGAAGAACCUGACGGGUCUGUACACACUGUAUGUGGAUAGCUGACAAAUUAAUAAAAGCCCAAAAUGUCA